CAGCAUAUGCUCUGUUGUGUUUCUUCUUCUUCUUCUUGUUCUGAGUGAAUGAAGAGCAGCUUGUUUAUUCGCAGGAGUGAUAAACAUCGUCAUGGAUCCCAGGACUCCUGCCCCUCUAGGUUGGACUCCAGCUCCAUCUUCCACUCCUGGAAUCUUUACCAACAUCGUGACGAAGGGCCCAAACACCGCCGAUGCAGACUUUGCAGUUUUAAUCGGAGGUGUCGUCUCCGCUGUGCUGCUGCUGCUCAUCUGCAUGAUCGCCGUGCUUCUGUGGUGUCUGACCAGACAGAAGGGCUCGUACGUCACCAACGAGAUGGACGAGGACGAGGACGUGGACGAGGACGAGGAGUCUGUCGGCUCUGACGUGGCGCUCCAAAGCAAGGAACCUCUGAGGGCCAAAGAAGAAGAAUGAAGGACACAAAGAUGAGACUGAAGCUGAGGUAUCAGCUGCUAGAACGAACUUUUUACAUGCAGUUCAGGAGAUUUUACACAUUUUCAUACAACAGCUCAAAAAGUUUGAUGAUCCAGACUGGAAAAUGUGAACCAAGGUCCAAGAGAGAGAUUAAACAAUAAGUGGAAGCAGAAAAAACACUGAACUGAAGAUGGCUGGACUUUAAAUCCCUCAUUUUAUCGAUCACCUUUGCUCUGUUGAUUUAAAGAGUUCUUUUUUCCUUUAUCUCGUCUGACUCUGAAACAUGCACUGCUUGUUUUAAGUCACCUGUGAGAGUAAACUCUUCCUCCUUAUUGGUG
Notolabrus celidotus (New Zealand spotty) is the source of this 750-nucleotide messenger RNA. Its product is annotated as small cell adhesion glycoprotein homolog. The transcript is spliced from 4 exons. The record is from RefSeq and is a predicted model, not a curated record. Bases 92 to 412 code for a protein of 106 amino acids. Lineage: Eukaryota; Metazoa; Chordata; Actinopteri; Labriformes; Labridae.